Messenger RNA from Ylistrum balloti, 465 nucleotides. RefSeq lists its product as uncharacterized. Bases 1 to 465 code for a protein of 154 amino acids. The transcript is spliced from 2 exons. Lineage: Eukaryota; Metazoa; Mollusca; Bivalvia; Pectinida; Pectinidae. The record is from RefSeq and is a predicted model, not a curated record.
AUGGCCUUUAUGAAUGCUGAAAUAUCUCGUUGGCUGUGCACAUGCGCAAUAGUCAUCACCAUGUUCAUGGCUUUGGGACAGUGCGAAGCAGGUAUUCUCGGCAAAUCAGACGAGUCAGAAAUCAAAUUUCGAUCUACAGACAUUGAAAACAGAGAGGGUGGAUUUAUGCAGGAAUCAGAUUUCAAACGAGGAUUUUGGGACAAACGUGGGUAUGGAGACAAAAGAGGAUAUGGUGACAAGCGUGAAAGUGAUGCACCGGAAGCUGGAUUCACCGGACUUGUUUCCUAUUUUAGAAGAAUACUUCCGCUUGUAUUGGACACUUACGCAGAAAAUGUUGCAAUGACAAAAGGCAAUAAAGUGCAACAACUUGAAUAUAAGCGAGGCUUCUGGGAUAAGCGGGGGUAUGGCGACAAACGAUCUUGGCCUUUCAAUCCCCGUUUCCAUGACAGAUUCGGAAAACAUUAG